This is a messenger RNA of Psilocybe cubensis, 4806 nucleotides long. RefSeq names its product Werner syndrome ATP-dependent helicase-like protein. Gene Ontology annotation, molecular function: 3'-5' exonuclease activity; DNA binding. Gene Ontology annotation, biological process: nucleobase-containing compound metabolic process. Lineage: Eukaryota; Fungi; Basidiomycota; Agaricomycetes; Agaricales; Agrocybaceae. The record is from RefSeq and is a predicted model, not a curated record. Bases 1 to 4806 code for a protein of 1601 amino acids. The transcript is spliced from 8 exons.
AUGGAUUUGGAAUCUUCGUAUCCACAGCAAUCAACGAGACUAGGCGGCCCAUUAUUGUCGCAUGUCUCCGAACGUACAUUUGACGUUCCCAUGCCCAGUCAACCGAGGGAAAAAGAAGUUCAUACGUUAUUCAAUGUAACGACACCUGCGCAUUUCCACGAGUCCGGAUCAGCUACCCCAUAUCCCGUGGACUUGAUUUCACGUCCUCGAAAGCGUGGGCGACCGCUGGGAAGCAAGAGUAAAUCCAGAGCAGUGGGAGAAGACACAGAUUCUUCUGCUCAUCGCCGCCCCGUAGGCAGGCCGAAAGGUUCUGGCACAAAAGCACAACAAACACCUGUUGUAAAGAAAGCUGUUGGGCGGCCACGGAAAAGUAAGCCUCAGAUUUCAAUAGAAUUCGGCCGUGUGACCAUUCCAGGCACUUUUCAGCCUUCACGCCCGCCAUCGGGACUUCCUUUUCCUCUUCAUCGAGGAAAUUCAAUGCCAAAUUUGUCCGGUGGAUCACCUCUCGUAUCGGUGGACCCAUCAACUCGCCAAACACUCCCCAACCCUCUUUUCGCUCAAAAUCCUGUGCUACCAAAUGUCUCCGAACCCACAUCGUUGUCAACAAUUGAAAUUAUUCCGGAUGAAGAUCCCCAGAGACCGGUUGAACUAGCCGAUGAAGACCAGGACGAAGAUGAAGAAACUGGAAUGUCGGGCGAGGGAAUUGGUGUAGAUGUUGGGUUUGAGGAGAAUCAGGAUGAAAAGGGUGAUGAGCUGGAUCCAGUUGAUGAGAAUGUUGAGGACAGUGAGUACCAAGAAAAUACAGGUAGGCGCAUCCGUCAUGCGCGUCCUGUUUGGCUUCUCGAGGCUUUCGAAGCCAAAGUUUUGGAAUCUGCGCCCGAAAAACGAGACAAGCAUGGCCUUCCCCCCUUGUAUUCCAAAAACUGUUCAUUUUGGUUUCCUAGACCAGCAAUAUAUUUCAUUCUUCAACGCAACAAACCGUCUCCCCAUGAGCUGUGGGAUAUCCGCUUUUAUUUGUGGGACCCUCAAGCAUUAUUCAAACGCAUUCCCUGUCCAAUUUGCAAGUCAACACUACAACGUCACGCAAAUAUAUCAUAUCCUCGCCGAUGCAUUGAUAUUGAUUCCGAAUUCUAUCUUAUUGGAUAUCGCUAUCGUUGCAGUGUCUGCACUCAUCCAAAGUCUGGAAAGCACACUGUGACCUUUAAUAGCUGGGAUAGCCGCAUUCUCUCGGCACUUCCACAAGAUUUGGCUGCUGAAUUCCCCGCCAUUCUUAGUCAUCGUAGUGCGAUAUCCAAACGGCUUUUUCAGUAUGUAAGGUCGUCGUUCCAGAACGGUUUGGGUGCAAAGCAAAUAUCGGACACAAUUCGAGUGCAUCAUUUGCUGAAGUAUGAUGAGCUUCAUCUUCAGUAUUUGAACCAAUUAGCUGGCCGUAAACUGGACAAAUGGCGGGAAGAAAAGUAUAUGUCAUUUCCACGUUUUGAUGAUAUCAGUCCUCAUGGCAGGCAUGGAUUUACACCAAGCGCACAAUGGAUCCGGAACAUGUACGACCGAUUCAUUAUGGAGCAUAUCCAUGAUUUCAACCAGCAUAUGUCUAUGCUUAGUGCAGAAAUUUGUGCACUCGAUCAUAGCCACAAGAUCACAAAGCAUAUUGCCAAGGUCAAUGGCGAAGAAAUAUUUACGGGAUUGCUUACGGUCACCAAUGAAAGGGGCGAGAUCCGGUCAUGUAGCCUUGUUGCAACAAAGUCACAUUCUCAAUACCAGCUCGCACUCAAGCAAAUGCUUCACUCACUCAAGAUGUAUGGUCAUUCCGAACCCAAGCUUGCAUUUACAGAUAACGUUGCCAGUGACAAGGCAUUCCUUGAAGAUGCCUGGCCGUCUCUUCGAGAGUCUGUGGUACCAGUUGAAAAGUAUCCAGAUCUUGAACCACUUGCCGUACCGACACCGCCUAUUGCUAUUUUUGUAAAAAGCACAGCGUCUGCCAUAGACGCUGCCAUGGCCUCUAUUCUUGAUGAUCUUGAUCCAAGUCAUCCUGACAAAAAAAUCGUGAUAGGGUUUGAUUCCGAGUGGAAUGUUGAAGUAUCAUCUAAUGGCCAUAUUCUGCAUCGAGGACAAACAGCUAUUAUUCAAAUAGCAUAUAAAUCAUCCAUAUACAUUCUUCAGAUUGGUGAUAUGUUAGCAGGCGGUACACUUCCAAGUCAGCUUAGGAUUUUAUUGGAAAAUCCAAAUAUUGUGAAAGCUGGACGGCUUGUUGAAGCCGAUUUAAAGCAUCUUCAAACUGCUUCCCAGUCACCCAAACCUUUUGUUGGCGCUCUUGACCUUGCCAAAUAUGCAAAAGACAAAAUGGUAAUAUCUUCCGCACGAUGCAGUUUGGCUGAUCUAUGUGCAUUGGUUUUGGGAAAACGAUUAAACAAAAACGUUCCCGAGCGCAUUAGCAGUGCUUGGGAAAAUGAAAUCCUUACUCGCGAUCAACUCGCCUAUGCAGCCUGUGAUGCAUAUGCUUGUAUAUGCAUUUACAACAAACUUUCGACUCUUGAAACACCGCAAGUUCUUCCUUCUCAAUUUAAUGCAGGCAUUCCUGUUCUCUUAUUCAACACCGACAAGGCAUCUGUGAUUGCUCGAGGAAAAAUUUCAUCCCACAAAGAUGAUAGGCAACUCGAUGGCAUCAAUAUUACUACUACAAGAACUGCUGUCGACAUUGAAGAAGUAUUUGUCCCUGGUGCACUAAUCAGCAGUCAUCGGAACUGUUCACUUGCAUCAUUUGGGACACCACCAUUUACUCUUGUCUGUUUACGAAGUCAUUUAAAGACCUUUUCGCCAACAUUUUGGACACAUCAUUCAAGUCAGUCGGACUCGUCUUCUAGAGCUCAAACAAGCCCUAUGUCUCUAGAUCAGUCAUCCAAUCAGGAUCUAUUGACUGCCAGCUUGGCAGAGUUGGAUGAUAACGACCUCUCACUUGAUGCAACUUUUGAUGAUGAUUCAAUUCCUUCAAUCGGAAAUCUUGUUGUUGAAAAUCAUCGGCCUACUAGUGCACCUCCUAUAACCACAGACCAUCCUCGCAAUAUUGACCCAGAAAGUGCAUCGUUAGGCCAACAAGUACUGGACCAGUAUCCAAAUACCUGGGACAGUACAAUUCGGAGCCGGGUCCUCAAAGACGUUUUCCAUGUUUUCAACAUGUUUCAUAUCUCCUCAACACAUGGUUUACGUGCAGAGUUUGCCCGACAGCUUCGGGAUGCAAUAUUUAUUCCUGACGGUGAAGACCGUGCCAAAAUUAGUGCAUGGGGCGCAAUGCAAACACCACCAUUGACUUUUGAGCAAAUCCAAAAGCUUCGUCCACGCUGGUUAUGGAAACGAUGUAAACGAAUCAUUCCACCAGCUGACAUACUGCAUGGAUUGCUAAAGAAGGUUUUUGAAACUUUUGGCCCCCUCAAAGAUGCUACAACAGGUGCUCCUUUGUUUAACUUUAAUGAUUGGAAGACCUCGGGCCAUAUUCUUGAUUUGACACGACGCGGUUUUAUAUCUGAUCCACCCGGAAUUCCUCUCUAUGCGGCAAUAGGGAUUGAUAGUGCAGCACCAAGUCUCACUAUCUAUCGAUGUUUUCGUGGAACAAACAUGACAGAGGGUGGAGUACAUACUCAUCUUAGAUCACAUCUUCCAUCGUCGGGUGCAUCAGUGCAACAUGUUUACUCAUGCCUUGCUGAUUUCACUCUGCACCACAACCUUGUGGUUGGAACAUUCAAUAGCACUGGACAAAAGUAUCGCAGCCAUUUCUCAAUCUGGUUAACCAACAGCAUUCAGGAGCGAUUGUCAUUUCUUCACGAUGUUCUAAUAAAUCCCGUGGAAAUUACUGGAUGGGUUAACGGAAACCUAUACAUUCCUACCACCGAAACGUUAGGCAUUCUUCCGAUUCCAACCAGCAUUCGCAUUGCAACUGGGAUGUCUGAAUUUAUUCCUAGCAUUGACAAAAAGCAACGUCAUGCUUUUCUAGCUCAAAUGCAACACACACGAAAGCCCAUUCUUCCGAUUCAUAACGACAUUGAAAAGCAGCUUUUCCGAGAUCUUAUGCAAGCCAAUCCCGACUACAACUCUCUGACAUCCGGCCCAAUCUGGAAAAAGGCCGUGAAGGUCUGGAAUCACUACGCUGAUAUCAAUUCAGAGAUAUCAUACAAGUUAAUUGAACAAUUAAAAUCGUACUAUGCACAUUGGAAAACAAACCUCAAUGUUAAAGAGUCUCUUUUUACAACAUAUGACAUUCGGAAACCAUUGGCAGCAAUCCUUAGCAACCCAUCUCGCUCAGUAACGGCACCCCGUGUACCAGAGAAAACUCUGAAACCACUGAGUGUCGAUGACGGACUUCUUCCAACGUCCGUUUCUGUUGGAACCUUUAAUACAAAUCGUUCAGAGGUGCAUGGUAACAACAAAGACACACCUGUACACGAUGACCAACAGACACCGUUGCAAAGUGCAAAUUCCGACCUUUUGCUGCCCCACUCAACAACUCGAAAAACCUUUACUACCGCGACAAAUCUUGCAGUACACAAUCGUGUAAAUCGCGAAGCACUGUCUGAGAAACGUGUGCGUGAACAGAUUCAACGAUCGCACGCUUUAGAUAAGGGAAAACGGCCUCGUACCUGUGCAAAAUGCGGCUCCACACAAUGUUCGGGUCGCCAACGGGUCAAGCAUUGCCACAACCGUUGUCGUGAUUGUGGAAAUGUCAAAUGCAAAGGUCGGUACACCAAGCGACCUGACAAGCCUUGUUAUGUGGGAUGGGUAGAUGUUCCCGAGGAGCGAUGGCCUAAACUGACCUAA